AAUAAAUAAAAUAAAGAGUUUAAGCUUAAGAAGGUUUUGAUAAGAGAAUUCUAGAAUAAUAAUUUAAAAUAGUUGAGAACUUGCAAGGUUUGUUUCUUAAAGAAGCAACUUGUUCAGAACUCGAAGUUAGAAAUUAUCCAUGCUAGUAUAUAUAUAGAACACUAGUUGUGAAGAAAGAAGAAAUUAAGGAAGUGAAAUAUGAAGAGUUCUAAGAGAGAAAUGGAGAAGAAAUCAGAGAUAAGUUGUGUCAUUGAAGAGCUUUCUAUGGUGGUAAUUGUUAAACCUUCUGAAGAAAAUCAUGAAGCUGCUCAUAUCCCUACCAAGCCUUUCCUCUCUUUAUGUUAUUUUGUUCUACAUGUUCUUGAUAAAAUUGGACCAACAAUGGCUGUUUUGAGACAAGAUGUGUACCAAAAUAUCAAGAGAUUGGAAUUGAUGCAUGAAUCGAAUCCAACAACGAUCUCUAAUUUGGUUGAAAUAUUAAAAUUAGAAGCAACAGAAGGCAAUGCAAGGAAGGGGUCUAGCUGCAGUAAGGCCUUUGUUUGGCUCAUAAGGGCCUUGGAUUUCACCUCAUCUUUACUAGAAAUACUAUCAAAAGAUCCUGAAAAGAAAAUGGAGAAAGCAGUUGAAGAAUCUUACUAUGUAACAUUGAAACCCUGGCAUGGCUGGAUUGCAUCAACUGCUUCUAGGGUUGCUCUAAGAUUAGUUCCAGAAAGUAAAACAUUCAUUGAUAUCCUUAAGAAUGAAGAUGAAGAAAUUGACAUGCUUAUUCAGAAAAUGCAGAUAUUAGUUUCUCUACUUGCGCCUUUUCUUGAGGAUAUCCACUGUAUUUUAAGAUUAUACAACUUGGACAAGCUGAAAUCAACCUGAAGUCAAGAUGAAAGUAAUUAAUAAUAAGGAAUUCUGUGUAUUUUAUAUAUUGCUUCUUCAAGUUUUUUUUUACUUUUUUUUAUUUUAUGAAAUUCAGUUAUUGCUUAUUUCGGUUAAUUUCAUGUAAAUGCUGAUGUAUAUAUGGUGCAUGUAUAUAUGAAGAAAGGUUUGAAA
Lathyrus oleraceus (garden pea) is the source of this 1041-nucleotide messenger RNA. RefSeq names its product glycolipid transfer protein 2. The record is from RefSeq and is a predicted model, not a curated record. The coding region runs from base 199 to 867 and encodes 222 amino acids. Gene Ontology annotation, biological process: ceramide transport; intermembrane lipid transfer. Gene Ontology annotation, molecular function: ceramide 1-phosphate transfer activity; ceramide 1-phosphate binding. Lineage: Eukaryota; Viridiplantae; Streptophyta; Magnoliopsida; Fabales; Fabaceae. The transcript has 6 exons. Gene Ontology annotation, cellular component: membrane; cytosol; cytoplasm.